AUGGUAGCGGAACCUGAACAAGUCAUGAAGUUCGAGAUUCUUCGAACAACCGGCAGAGCACGUCAUGGUCUGUUAUCACUGCCCCAUAGUGAAGUCAAAACACCUGUAUUUAUGCCGGUGGGAACUCAAGGGACAAUGAAGGGUGUUUUACCUGAGCAGCUGAUUGCAAUGGACUGUCGGAUUCUACUGUGUAAUACAUACCAUCUUGGACACAGACCUGGCCAUGAGCGUGUUCAAAAAGCUGGGGGUUUGCAUAAAAUGAUCAAUUGGCCGCGAUCGAUUCUGACAGACUCUGGUGGAUUUCAG
Ostertagia ostertagi is the source of this 306-nucleotide messenger RNA. NCBI's taxonomy places the organism in Eukaryota, Metazoa, Nematoda, Chromadorea, Rhabditida, Trichostrongylidae. The record is from the annotation of a GenBank genome assembly.